Molecule: messenger RNA, 2111 nt
Organism: Panicum hallii
Lineage: Eukaryota; Viridiplantae; Streptophyta; Magnoliopsida; Poales; Poaceae
Product: cytochrome P450 77A3
Exons: 2
Coding region: 197-1759 (520 amino acids)
Cellular component (GO): membrane
Molecular function (GO): heme binding; oxidoreductase activity, acting on paired donors, with incorporation or reduction of molecular oxygen, NAD(P)H as one donor, and incorporation of one atom of oxygen; iron ion binding
Source: RefSeq, a predicted model, not a curated record
AUCCCCCACUGCCAUUGCUCACUCGCUCAGCUCAGCAGGAGCAGUGUACACACCCACACUGACAGCUGGUUCGUCUCUGGCUGCUGCGGUGGUAGCAGCAAGCAGCAGCCACCAAUUAGAGAGAGAGAGAGAGAGAGUGAAGAAGAAGAGGUGGCCGGAGCUAGCUAGAGGGGAGACGACCGUCGACCGAGAGACGAUGGACGUGAACGACGUGCUGCUGGUGGUGCUGGCGGUGGCGCUGGCGGCGAUGUGGUGGCGGCGGUGCUCCAAGACCGGCGGCGUGGACGGCCUCCCGCCGGGGCCGCCGGGGUGGCCGGUGGUGGGGAACCUCUUCCAGGUGAUCCUGCAGCGGCGGCCCUUCAUGUACGUGGUGCGCGACCUGCGCGAGAAGUACGGGCCCAUCUUCACCAUGCGCAUGGGGCAGCGCACCCUCAUCGUCGUCACCUCCGCGGACCUCAUCCACGAGGCGCUCGUCAAGCAGGGCCCCAUGUUCGCCAGCCGCCCCGAGGACAGCCCCACCCGACUCCUCUUCAGCGUCGGCAAGUGCACCGUCAACUCCGCGCCCUACGGCCCGCUCUGGCGCGCGCUCCGCCGCAACUUCGUCGCCGAGAUCGUGUCGCCGCACCGGGUCAAGGCCUUCUCCUGGAUCCGGGAGUGGGCCGUCAACGCCCACCUGCGCCGCCUCCGCGCCGAGUUCGCCGCCACCGGCGCCGUGCGCAUGAUGGCCAACUGCCGCCUCACCAUCUGCAGCAUCCUCAUCUGCAUCUGCUUCGGCGCCAAGAUCCCCGACGACCUCAUCCGGGAGAUCGAGGAGGUGCUUAAGGACGUCAUGAUGAUGACCAUGCCCAAGCUCCCGGACUUCCUGCCCCUCCUCACGCCGCUCUUCAGGAAGCAGCUCACCGAGGCCCGCCACCUGCGCCGCCGCCAGCUCGACUGCCUCGUGCCGCUCGUGCGCGCGCGCCGGGAGUUCCUCCGCGACGGCGCCAAGAAGGCGGCGGCCGCCGGCGUCGAGAUGAUGAGCGGGCCCGGCGAGGCGUACGUGGACUCGCUCUUCGACCUCGAGCCACCCGGCCGCGGGAAGCGCCUCGGCGAAGAGGAGCUCGUCACGCUCUGCUCCGAGGUCAUGAGCGCCGGCACCGACACCAGCGCCACCGCGCUGGAGUGGGCCAUGAUGCACCUCGUCCUCGACCCCGCCGCCCAGGAGCGCCUCUACGACGAGGUCGUCGGCAAGGUCGGCAAGACCGCCCGGAUCACCGAGGCCGACGUCGAGGCCAUGCCCUACCUGCAGGCGGUGGUGAAGGAGACGUUCCGGCGGCACCCGCCGAGCCACUUCGUGCUGUCCCACGCGGCGACGCGGGACACGGAGCUGGGCGGCUACCGCGUGCCGGCGGACGCCAGCGUGGAGUUCUACACGGCGUGGGUGACGGAGAACCCGGCGACGUGGCCGGACCCGGGGGCGUGGCGCCCCGAGCGGUUCCUCGAGGGCGGCGAGGGCUUCGACACCGACAUCACCGGCACCCGCGCGCUCCGCAUGAUGCCCUUCGGAGCGGGGCGCCGCAUCUGCCCCGCCGCCACGCUCGGCGUGCUCCACAUCCAGCUCAUGCUCGCCAACAUGGUGCGCGAGUUCCGGUGGGUGCCCCCCGCCGGCGAGGGCCCGCCCGACCCCACCGAGACCUUCGCCUUCACCGUCGUCAUGAAGAACUCGCUCCGCGCCGCCAUCGUCGAGCGGGCGUCCGCCGCUGCCGCGGCGUCGGCGUAACGCCGGGCGGCGCUCUUGAAUCCGCCACGUGCGUGAACGUGUGCUGCCGCGGCGCGUUGGUGCGGCACGGGUCGGUAAUUACGGCGGGGGGUUAAAUUUGGUGCGGCCGCGGUAUAAAUCCUCCACGGUGGGCGGCGGAUCGAUCCUAGCUGUUGGUUGGUCGACGGACGGACGGAUGGAUGGAUGUGCAAGCACGAUGCUAUCAUAAAUUCUUUUUUUUCCUAGCGUGCCUCUGUUCUAGUAUGGGUUACUAUUUUUUUAGAGUUCUUUUUUUCUUUCUCGAUUUGAUCCAAAGAUGUACGUACUACUACUACUAUAAAUGCUCGAUCUGCUCAUAUGUAUUGGUUGUCAU